Tinamus guttatus (white-throated tinamou) is the source of this 3514-nucleotide messenger RNA. The record is from RefSeq and is a predicted model, not a curated record. NCBI's taxonomy places the organism in Eukaryota, Metazoa, Chordata, Aves, Tinamiformes, Tinamidae.
AUGAAGAGCUGCUCCCGGUGCCUGAAUUCCCAGCUCCAGGAAGCAGUCAGGAAGAAGCUGUGGGCUCUGGAGAAUGAUGACCGAGAAGUCUGUGCUCUCUUCAAGGAGCUCUCAGCCAGGCUGGUCUGUGUACAAGCACAGGAGGAUCGGUUCCUGCUCACCUUUAAAACCCUUGAAGAAAUCUGGAAAUUUUCCACAUAUCUGACCUUAGGCUAUGUGUCCAAGUGCUUGGAGCAGCUUCUCUUUGACCAGAUAUACUGGCUAAACUGUGCUCUUAUGGAGGACACUGAGAUCAAAGUUACUGUAAAUGAAGAUCGCCUGGCCACCAUAUAUCUGGGGCUGCUACUCCAGGAAGGUAACUUUUUUUCCAGGGCAGUGCCUACUGUCUGCCAGACAGAGGAGGAACGAGAAGAUGGCCUGAAGUUCUGCAGCAAUGAGCUGAUGCAUGUGAAGAACAUUGGAGAUGAGUUCAAGUGGGAAGGGAUGUCCUUAUUGACAGGUCAACGAGGCCUGGUGCCCGUGACAGCUCUAGAGCCAGUACCUCAACCAUUUUAUCAGUGGUUCUUGAAGAACCAUGUUGUGAAUUUCGGCAUCUCCCAGGAGAUAAGUGGGACAACUUCUCAGACAAUUGUUAAAGGCAGCUGCACAGCCAAAGAGGACCACCGAGGAGAAACCUGGAAUGAACUGAGUUUCUCCAAAGGAGACAGCAUAGAAGUCAUUGGCUUCCUUAUUCCAGGACUGCCGUGGUUUGUGGGAAAAUCCCAGAGCAAUGGGAAUAUUGGCUUUGUCCCAACCACAUGCAUAAAUCCUGAGGCCUGUGAACCUCUGGGAAAGGGCUUGGAAUUUCUGAGCGAAGAAGAGAAAGUCUCCCUGCUGCGCGUCCCCUGCAAUGGCAACGAGCAGCACUUCACCACCCUGCUCAGUGACCUGGCAUGCACGGACAUCACCUCCCUGUACCGGCUCGGCUUCUUGUUUUUUGUUUGUCUCCUUGUCUGUGUAGAUGGUUUUGAACCCACAGCCACAUUCCCAAAAGUACCACCAGAGGCUGUUCUCCAGAGCUAUAAGGAUAUUCAGCUGCUCCAGUCUUGGGAGGAAAUAAACAGCUUUACAACACCUAGCACCUCCGAGAAGUCUAGCCCAGGGAAUGAAUCAGCUCCUACUACGCUGGAAGAUAUCUUCCUGGAGAAGUCAAAUGACUUUGAUGAUCCCAAGUUCUUCAUUGACCUGAAUGUUGGACACAUGGAGGAUGCUGAUGUCUUUGAUCCUAUAUUGACCUUCCUUAACCAAAGCAGUUAUGUGCCCAAUUUUCAAAGCCUCUACGAUCUCAGUUUUUCCUUUCUCAGCUCCACUUUUUAUGGUUUUUCUGAUGAAGAUGAACUGGUUUUGUACCUUGAGACCUGCAGGAACUGGGCCAAGAGGACUCAUUCAGCCUGGGCUCAUAUUCGACUCUGUUUCCUCUUGGGUAAGCUCUGCAUCAAAAAGGUCAAGUUCUCUCAGGCUCGAGUCUACUUUGAGGAAGCUAUGAGCAUCCUGGACAUGGGUUUUGGGGAUCUGCCCCUGAUGGCUGCAUUGCAUGUGAACCUUGCCUCCAUCUACUUGAAACAAAACAUGAAGAACAAGUUCUCCUCUUUGCUGACCCUUCCCUAUUCUUCCCGUACAUCGCGAGAUCUUCCGAGCGCCGUACCCUACAAGGCACUGAAUUUCUCCCGUGACAACAGAGCUGUGCCCACCCAGAGGACUCUGUGUGCCAUCUUGUCCCGAAUGUAUCUCCAGCAUGAUGUGUUGGAUGGGGCAGUUUGUUACGCAGCCACGGCUGUAGCUCUUAGUAGGAUGAUGAGUGAGGAGGAGGCUUUUGAGUCUUCUCUCUAUUUGGGGUGGAUGUAUCUCUUGGACAGCCAGCCGGGCCCAGCUGCAGAGAUCAUGUGGCAGCUCCUACACUCACUGCAUGGGACGGACAGUGUGACUCAAGGUGGAGCCGUUCACAACCUGCUGGCCAUUGCCCUCAAGGGAGAAGGGCAGGUGCAAAAAGCUGCAGAGAAUUACCUCCGGGCCCUAUAUAAAGCCAAAGAGACUGGGAACAAGAGGAACCAGGCUAUCACCUUGGCUAACUUGGGGCAGUUGAGCCUUUCACAUGGGGCAAAGCAGUUGUCUGAGAUCUACCUGCUCCAGUCUGCUGAGCUCUAUGCUGAGCUCCAGGGCACUGAAGACCUGGAGAUGGAGUUGGGCCGGGUGCUGCUUUGGCUGGCACAGGCCAUGAUAAACAGGCAGAGGAUAGAAGAUGGUAAACUCUGUUAUGAACUGGCACUGCUCUUUGCCCUGAAGUGGCAUAAUGUGAGGAGUCAGCUUCACAUCACUGAGUCUCUCUGUCAUUUCUACAGCAAAGUAUCCCCCAAUCUCCAGGCCUGUAUUACCUACCAUGAGCACUGCGUAUCUCUGGCACAACAGCUCCGGGACAGAGAGAUGGAAGGCAAUAUCCAGCAAGCCCUCAGCCAGCUCUACCAGGCUCUGGACACAUCCAAAGCUUUGAAACAGUCCCUGGACUGCACCAAGCAGAGUCUAAGGAUCUUCAUUGACCUUGGGGAAACAGUCAAAGCAGCAGAGGCCUGGUUGCAGGCAGGCAGGCUCUACUAUCUCCUGCAGGAAGAUGAGUUGGUGGAAAUGUACUUUCAGGCAGCUAUUCAGACUGCUGUGAAAUCUGGGGACUUCUGCUUGGCCAUGGACCUUUAUGAAAAAGCAGGCGAUACCUUUUUUAAUGGUAGCCGAAACAGAGAUCGAGCAGUGGAGUAUUAUAGGGGAGGUGCUGUGCCCUUGGCCAGAAAACUGAAGGCCAUUAAGACAGAGCUACGGCUGUUCAAUAAGCUAGCAGAGCUGCAGAUUGGGCUGCAGGGCUACGAGAAGGCACUGGAGUUUGCCACGCUGGCAGCCAGGCUGAGCACCAGGGUGGGAGAUCAACUGCAAGAGCGGGUCGCCUUCCAUCGCUUGGCUACAGUCUACUAUUUUCUGCAGAUGUAUGAGAUGGCUGAAGAUUGCUACCUGAAGACCCUUGCCUUGCAUUCUCCCUUGCUGCAGUGUGCUGGAGAAGCCCUCUACUACUCCAAGGUCUACUGCCACCUUGGCAACCUGACCCUGCACAAACUGAAGGAUGAACAGGAUGCAGCAGGCUACUUCCUCUUGGCCCUUGCAGCAGCAACCGAAGUGGGAGACCAGGAGCUGCAAGGCAAUAUACAUGCCAAGCUGGGUCGCAUCUACAGUGCUCCUCUCUGCCACGUGGACACACCGGGAUGUACCAUGUAUCGGGCCAGGUGGCUGAGCGAAGGAGGACACGUCGUCUGACCGGCAUCCAAGGUGGACUUGAGUGUAGCCAGUAAAGGCAACUUUCUGCCUCGUUGCUGGCACAGGUCCAUGUACUUUCCAGAACAAAUGGCCUGCAGAAGGUCCUGUGCAGCAUCCUGAGAAGGCUGGCAGUGUUUUAUCUUCUCCUCUCUGACAGAUGUGGGACCAAGAGCUUGGCACG